Silurus meridionalis is the source of this 4940-nucleotide messenger RNA. RefSeq names its product formin-like 2b (gene fmnl2b). The transcript has 28 exons. Bases 478 to 3777 code for a protein of 1099 amino acids. Gene Ontology annotation, molecular function: small GTPase binding; actin filament binding. The record is from RefSeq and is a predicted model, not a curated record. Lineage: Eukaryota; Metazoa; Chordata; Actinopteri; Siluriformes; Siluridae. Gene Ontology annotation, cellular component: cytosol. Gene Ontology annotation, biological process: cell migration; regulation of cell shape; cortical actin cytoskeleton organization.
UUCUCGUGCUGAAAGGAUUCAUUGUGUCGGGGGGCUGAAUCCUCCCGGACCCCGUGUGUUUCUAUUCGGGAUCGCAGGUUUUAACGGGAGAGCAACUUAUUUAUAUGGGGGCUUGAGCCAUGCCUGUAACGGACAACGCUGCGUUUCACGGGGGAUAGAACGCACCAUCUUUACCCGUCGAGACGGUGCCCGUGUCUGCGCGCGAUGCUUUAGAUGCCAUGAGGAUGCUCCUGGAGGCCGAGCUCUGGAGACUGGCUACCAAAGCGCACGGAUUAACAAUGUAGCGGAUGCGCGUCUCUUGAUCCAUCGAUGGAAACGUGGGAGGAGGGCAAAUAUCUGGGAUUUUCGCCUGUUUGAAUACUGUAUUGUUCUUUGUUUGAAAAGGGGGAAAAAAGCAACUGGUUAAUCGACUUGAAAUCCAUCAUCAUCAUCAUCAUCGUCAUCCUCCUCAUCCUUAUCAACCAGAGAAACAAAAACAUGGGCAACGCAGAGAGCGUGGACGCGCAGCUCACAGACUUCAGGGCGAGAAACAAGCCCCCCAAGCUGCCCAUGCCUGACCCCAUCGAGCUCGAGGAGAGGUUCUCCAUAGCCCUGAAUUCCAUGAACCUUCCACCGGACAAGGUGAGGCUACUGCGGCAGUACGAUAACGAGAAGAAGUGGGAGCUCAUCUGUGAUCAGGAGAUGUUUCAGGUGAAAAAUCCUCCUCAUACAUAUAUCCAGAAGCUAAGAGGAUUUCUGGACCCUGCUGUCACAAGAAAGAAAUUCAGGAGGAGAGUGCAGGAAUCCACCCAGGUGCUCCGCGAACUGGAAAUUUCACUCCGAACCAAUCAUAUCGGGUGGGUGAGAGAGUUUCUGAAUGAAGAGAACCAAGGCUUGGACGUGCUGGUGGAGUAUUUAUCUUUUGCACAAUAUGCCGUUACCUUCGAUGGCGAUGCAGCGGAGGGGGCCAGCGGAGAGGCGUCUGUGGAGACACCGUGGAGCAGAUCUAUAGAAGAUCUACAUGGCGACACCAAUCUGUCCUCGCCAGUCAGCAGCAGCAGUAUACAACGCUCCACAAGACACUCCUUAAGGUCCAACACGCUUCCCAGUCGUAGGACGCUGAAAAAUUCUCGUCUAGUUUGUAAGAAGGAUGACGUCCACGUCUGCGUCAUGUGUCUCCGAGCCAUCAUGAACUACCAGUAUGGCUUUAACAUGGUGAUGUCACAUCCACAUGCAGUAAAUGAAAUUGCUCUGAGCCUCAACAUCAAAAAUCUCAGGACCAAAGCUUUGGUUCUGGAGCUGCUGGCUGCUGUGUGUCUGGUGAGAGGAGGGCAUGAGAUCAUCCUGGCUGCCUUCGAUCAUUUUAAAGAGGUCUGUUCGGAGUCCCAGCGGUUUGAGAAGCUAAUGGAGGAUUUUAAAAAUGAAGACAACAAUAUCGAUUUCAUGGUGGCAUGCAUGCAGUUCAUCAACAUCGUGGUGCACUCUGUGGAAGACAUGAACUUUCGAGUUCACCUUCAAUACGACUUCACCAAGCUUUCACUGGACGAUUAUCUGGAAAGACUGAAGCACACAGAGAGCGAUAAGCUGCAGGUGCAGAUCCAGGCAUAUCUAGACAACCUGUUCGAUGUGGGCACAUUGUUGGAAGAUGCCGAAACCAAAAACGCAGCACUGGAACGCGUGGAGGAGCUGGAGGAGAGUCUGUCACAUAUGACGGAUAAGCUGCUGGACACAGAGAAUGAGGCCAUGUCUAAGAUUGUGGAGCUAGAAAAACAGCUGAUGCAGAAGAACAAGGAGCUGGACUCCCUACGGGCUGUGUACAGGGAUGCCAGCUCGCAAGUACACUCUCUUCGGCGUAUGGUGCGUGAGAAGGACGAAGCCAUCCAAAAGCAGUCCAGGCUAGAGAAGAAGAUUCAUGAGCUUGAGCGGCGUGGUAGUCUGCAGAUCCAGGUGAGGGGAGAGGGAGAUGGUGAAGGAGAAACAUCCCCUCUUCCCUCACCUCCUCAGCCCAUGCCUCUGUCACCAUGCCCCGAUGCCAUGAUCCAGGCUGGCGCAGGUGCCAGCUGCUCGUAUGCCUCUACUUCACAAACUGGAACCCUGAGAAGGAUCGCCACUCCGCCUCCACCACCACCACCACCUCCUCCACCACCGCCCCUGACUGACUCCUCUUUACCUAACGGACCAUCAGCUAUCACUGCCCCGCCUCCUCCUCCUCCACCACCCCCUCCUCCACCCCCUCUGAUUGGGCAGGCCAUGGAGAUGUCCACCCCACUACCCCCACCUCCACCCCCUGUAGCCCCUCCCCUCCCUGGCUGUGGCACACCCACAGUCAUAUUCAACUCUGGCCUAACAGAUGGACCAAUCAAGCUCUUCUCCGUGAAAAUUAAAAAGCCGAUCAAGACCAAGUUCCGGAUGCCGGUCUUUAACUGGGUGGCCUUGAAACCUAAUCAGAUCAAUGGGACCGUCUUUAACGAGAUUGACGAUGAAAGGAUUCUGGAGGACCUGAAUGUAGAUGAGUUUGAGGACAUGUUUAAGACCAAAGCCCAAGGUCCUGCAGUGGAUAUGACCAUGAGCAAGCAGAAGGCUCCACAGAAAGGCCCCAAUAAAGUGUCAUUACUGGAGGCCAACAGGGCUAAGAACCUGGCCAUCACCCUACGCAAAGCAGGAAAGAGCCCUGAGGAGAUCUGCAAAGCAAUUCAGUCGUUCGACCUGCGCACCGUGCCUGUGGACUUUGCAGAGUGUCUGAUGCGCUUCAUGCCCACCGAAGCAGAGGUGAAGACGCUGCGGCAGUAUGAGAGGGAGCGACGGCCCUUGGCGGAACUGACUGACGAGGACCGCUUCAUGAUGAUGUUCAGCAAGAUCGAACGUCUGCCUCAGAGAAUGACCAUCAUGGCAUUUAUGGGCAACAUUAGUGACAGCCUGCAGAUGCUCACACCGCAACUUCAUGCGAUCAUCGCUGCAUCUGUGUCAAUUAAAUCCUCCCAGAAGUUGAAGAAAAUCCUUGAGAUCAUUCUGGCUCUGGGGAAUUACAUGAACAGCGGUAAAAGAGGAGCUGUGUAUGGCUACAAGCUUCAGAGUUUAGAUCUGCUGCUGGAGACGAAGUCCACAGACAGGAAGCAAACUCUUUUACACUACAUUGCUAAUGUGGUGAGGGAGAAAUAUGCUGCUGUGAGCUUGUUCUACAAUGAACUUCACUAUGUAGAAAAAGCUGCUGCAGUCUCUCUGGAGAAUGUUCUUCUGGACGUGAAAGAGCUGCAGAGGGGGAUGGAUCUGACUCGGCGUGAAUACAGCAUGCACGGUCACAACUCGCUACUCAAGGACUUCAUCCACCACAAUGAGACCCGGUUGAAAAAACUACAGGAUGAUGCUAGGAUCUCACAGGAUGCUUUUGACGAAGUUGUGAAGUAUUUUGGCGAAAGCCCGAAAACCAUGCCCCCCUCCGUCUUCUUUCCAGUGUUUGUGCGCUUUGUCAAGGCCUACAGGCAAGCAAAUGAGGAGAAUGAGCAGAGGAAAAAGCAAGAGCAGCUGAUGAUGGAGAAACUUAUGGAACAGGAGGCCAUGAUGGAGGAGCAGGCGGAUCAGCAGUCUCCAUCCCAUAAAGGCAAAAGGCAGCAGCAGGAGCUGAUAUCCGAGCUAAGGAAGAGGCAGGGCAAGGACAGCCGCCAUGUCUACGAGGGCAAAGACGGGGCCAUCGAGGACAUUAUUACAGUGCUGAAGACCGUCCCCUUUACCGCACGAUCAGCCAAGCGCGGCUCACGCUUCUUCUGUGACCCCACCCACUCCGAGGACUUCCAUUAUUAAAUUAAACUCUCUCCCUCAGAAAGACCUGCGCAGUCACCCUUAUCGCCGUGCCGAUGCCGUCCAAAGGAGUAGGAGGAACAGCUUUGACAGACAGAGUCUUCACCUGCUCCGAGUGGCCACCAUCUGCUGAGAAGGCGGGCCAUGUCCAAUUAUUACAGGGAAAAAAACAAUGAGAGGAGCUGCACCUCUAAUUAAUUCCAAAAUUUAAAGUAGAAACUGAAAAAGGUUUAGUUUUUUUUCUUAUUAAUUGCACUUGGAACUGAUUAAUCUUUAAUGCAUAGAAGACUGGAAGUGAGCAGUCCUAUCUAGUGGACAUAGCUCUGUGAACAGUUUUUUUUUCAGAGACUGUGGCAGGCGAAAGGAUGGAAAGAAAACGACUAACGUGUGGACGAACGUGUGACUACUGGUAGUGUUUGGACUCUCCCACGAGCAGUGUUUACGUCUGGUUCGAGACACACACGACGAUGCACUUUGCUUUUUUAAAUAUUCCGCUGUCGUAACGAACGCCUUCGCAAAGAGAAGCGGAUGGACAUUUCUGAGAGGCCGAUGAGAGAAGACAGGCAACUGGUGCUAUGGAGGACUGUCUCCGUCACUGGUGCUAUGAAGGUCAAUCUUCUACUUACCAACGUUUCACAAUGCUCAGUGUAAUCCAUGACGCUCGGUGUAUAAAUGUAUGUCAGCACACACUACUUCUCCUGCUUGGCUUCUCUCGUGAUGUUCGUGAACCGUGAACCGAAGACUUUUUUCUUCUUUUUAAACACUGCAUUGAGUAAAAAAAAAAAAAACGGAUCCCUUUUUUUAAAAAAUAUACAGAUAUUUUGCUACAAAAAGUGAACCUCUUAUUUUUUACAUCGACCAUCCAUUGUGAUAUUGUACAUAUUGUUGAAACAAUCCACUUGCUCCGAUAUCGGUUUAAUGUUAUGGUGUGACAGUGUAUCACAGUAUUAUUUAGAUCAGUGGUGAAACAAGUGGAUCUGGUCACUCUGUGCUAAAUAUCUCUCUUCAUCACAAGUAAUGGUAAUGGUAAUAGUCUGUGGUUGCACGUUACACUUGAAGAAAAAAAAGCCUGGGGCGGAUGUUAGGAUUUUAGUGGCACAUACAGUAUAGCAUUCCUCGUUCAAACUGGAAUCAAUGGAAAAUAAAGCAACAACACCAGAAUUGUA